Molecule: messenger RNA, 1464 nt
Organism: Triplophysa rosa
Lineage: Eukaryota; Metazoa; Chordata; Actinopteri; Cypriniformes; Nemacheilidae
Product: spermine oxidase-like
Exons: 3
Coding region: 1-1464 (487 amino acids)
Molecular function (GO): polyamine oxidase activity
Source: RefSeq, a predicted model, not a curated record
AUGAGUGCUUCUAAAGGACCAGAGGAUGUCAAGGUUGUAGUGGUGGGUUCAGGAUUUGCAGGUGUCGCUGCUGCAGCCACGCUGGUCAAAGGAGGAUUUCAAAAUGUUCUGGUCCUCGAGGCGAAAGAUAGAGUUGGAGGUCGGGUGCACACCACCAAACCGUUCACCGAUAAGGUCCUUGAAGUUGGGGCGAACUGGAUUCACGGACAGAAAGGAAACCCUCUUUUCCAGCUCGCAAAACAACACAACCUGCUGUCAGGGGAACCGUCGACAAGCAAAAGUAUGUGCUCACCGCAUUCUGUAACAUCUAAAGAUUUCUUUUUUAGAGAAGAUGGGACGCAGGUCUCAAAAACGGUUGUAGAACAGGUUUGUUCGUGCUUCAGCGAGCUCACAGACAAAGCAUUUGAUGAUGAACUUGAUCGCAGGCACAGAAAGAUGACUCUGGGUGGAUAUCUGGAUGACGCCUUUGAAGAAUCUACAGUAAAUGGCCAAAUGGUCUUUGAGUGGUGCAAGAGGAUUGAAUGCACAGAUGAAGCUUGUUCUUCUCUCUACGAGGUGUCUGCAGCUCAGAUUAGUAAUUACACAGAACACGAGGGAGGUUUCUUCAACACUUUAGGAUUGGGUGGCUAUCGAGCAGUUUUAGAUGUUCUCCUGAAAGAUCUACCCACGGGUACUAUCCAAUGUAAUGCAGAGGUAAAGACCAUCCAGUGGGAUCUGAUCAAGGAAGGAGAGAGUGAGGAACAUCCUGUUCGGAUCACUUGUGAAAAUGGGCAGUCUUAUGAUGCAGACCAUGUGAUUGUCACUGCAUCUUUGGGGGUUCUCAAAGACAAAGCAGAUACAAUGUUUGAGCCGUCCCUACCAGAAUCCAAGCUGAACGCCAUUCAGAAUCUAGGAUUUGGAACAGUGGACAAAAUUUUCCUGUAUUUUGCGGAGAAGUUUUGGCCGGAUGACUGUUCUACUAUUCAAAUGGUGUGGGAAGAAGGGCCAGAAGAUGCAGAUGUUUACAAAGCUUCGUCUGAAGGAGAUGACUGGAAGGAGACGUGGUACAAGAAGAUCACCGGUUUUGAUACGGUGGCACGUCACCCCACUGCUCUGUCUGGCUGGAUCACAGGAAGAGAAGCACUACAUAUGGAGACGCUCGAGGACAGUGAAAUCGGAGAAACAUGUGUGAGGUUACUGAGGACUUUCACUGGCUGGUCGGUGCCAGAAGCCUCAAAGAUGCUCAUCUCCAGAUGGGGUCAUGAUUCCCACGUGCGUGGCUCCUAUACAUUUGUUCCUCAUCGUGUCGAUGGAGUAGAGGAACACAAGGCAUUAGCAUCUCCUCUUCCCCCCAAAGGGAGUGAGCCCCUCCAGGUGUUGUUUGCUGGUGAAGCUACACAUGUGAACUUCUACACCACGACCCAUGGAGCUUACAUGACAGGUGUCAGAGAGGCACAGAGACUCAUCAGUUAUUACUCUGAUUAA